AUGGAACACGUGGAGAAUGUCCAAUUUCCCUCCCCUUGCAAGGAAUUCCCUUCAUCAGAAACAUCGAUUGCUCAAACUAUUUACUGUUAUACAUUAAUUGUACUCUGGCUUCUAUUGCUAGCAACAGCCUUAACCUAUCAACUGAGAAAAUUUAUAAGAAUUAAAAACAACAACAAUAUUGACAUUGAACUUGGAGAAAUACGAAGAAAAGAUUCAAACAUUCCCUUCCUUGACGGAAAUGGACACUUUACAAAUAGAAAAAAUUCUAUUACUCAACAAAAUAACUAG
Messenger RNA from Meloidogyne enterolobii, 288 nucleotides. The record is from the annotation of a GenBank genome assembly. Lineage: Eukaryota; Metazoa; Nematoda; Chromadorea; Rhabditida; Meloidogynidae.